CAGGAGGGGAGGAUCCUACAGAGCUGGCUGAAGUCUGUUUCGCAGCUUUCUGGAGUCGGGCACAUGAACUUGACGGUCUGAGCAAAAAGAAAUCCAGGGCCCCAUCUCGCUCGCUUGAUGGAGCUCGGGACCCCCGUCCAAGAGAAGCCGCCCCCCAACUCUCUAGAGAAGCCGCCCCACAACGCUGUAGCCGUCAAUCAGGAGGAUCCGGGGCCAAGCGGCUGCAGGAAGCGAUGCCCGUGGAUUCCUUCCAACUUCUGGGAGGAGGCAAAGAAGAUACUGGUGCUGGCAGGACCCCUGACGAUCAUCCAGCUACUGGUGUUUAUGAUCCAUGUUGUCAGCUCAAUAUUCUGUGGCCAUCUCGGCAAGGUGGAACUGGCAUCAGUCACGCUUGCCAUUGCAGUGAUAAACGUAACAGGUAUCUCUGUCGGAUUCGGUUUGUCUUCAGCCUGCGAUACGUUAGUAUCACAGACCUAUGGCGGGAAGAACAUGAAGCGUGUGGGGACCAUCCUGCAACGGGGGGUCCUCAUCCUUCUGCUUUGCUGCUUCCCCUGCUGGGCCAUUUUCAUCAACACGGAACAGUUCCUCUUGCUCAUCCGACAGGACCCGGAAGUCUCCAGACUCACUCAGGUUUACGUUAUGAUCUUCAUUCCGGCACUUCCUGCAACCUUUAUUUAUCAGUUAGAGACGAGGUAUUUGCAAAACCAGCGGAUCAUCUGGCCUGAGGUCUUGUGUGGCACCGCGGGCAACAUCGUCAACCUGAUUGCAAACUACGUCUUCCUCUAUGAGCUGGAGAUGGGGGUCAGGGGCUCUGCCUGGGCUAACACCAUUGCCCAGUAUUCGCAAGCCAUCAUCCUCUUCCUGUACAUCCGAUGGAGAAAGCUCCACGUGGAGACCUGGGGAGGCUGGUCCACCGAAUGCCUCCAGGAAUGGGACGUGUUCAUGGCCUUAGCGGUCCCCAGCAUGCUCAUGACCUGCAUUGAAUGGUGGACCUUUGAAAUCGGAAGCUUUCUGAUAGGCCUGCUAAGCGUCGUGGAUUUGUCAGCUCAAUCCAUCAUUUAUGAAGUGUCCACCGUCGUUUACAUGAUUCCGUUUGGGAUUGGCACAUCGGCCAGCGUCUUGGUGGGCAACGCCUUAGGGGCUGGCAACGAGGAGGAGGCCAAGAGGACUUCGGUGGUCGCCCUUAUGUGCACAGUGGGUUUUGCCCUCCUGAUGGGUGUCAUCUUGAUGGGGACGAAAGAUAUCCUAGCCUACAUCUUUACCAGUGACGAAGAGAUCACGGCGCUCGUGGCCUGGGUGAUGCCAGUCUAUGUGGCCUUCCACCUCUUCGAAGCCCUCUGCAGUUCGGGCAGCGGAAUUUUACGCGGGACGGGCAAGCAGAAGCUGGGCGCCAUUUUCAACGCCAUCGGCUAUUACGUGGUGGGCUUGCCGAUCGUGGUGGUGCUGCUUUUCGUGGCCAAAAUUGGGCUGAUAGGGCUUUGGCUGGGCAUGCUGAUUUGUGCCUUCAUCCCCUGCACCUGCUGCAUCGUCUAUGUCUCCCGGAUGAACUGGAAGCAGGCAGCUGAGGAGGCUCAGCGCCGUGCAGGAUUGUCUGAGAAGCACCCUGAGGAUUUGGACUCUGCCUCCUUACCUGCUAAGGCAGCUCCCUUCUCAGCAAAAACAGACGCUGAGAACGGAGCCGUUCUGCUGAGCAUCACCAAGACGGACGGACCAAGCUACCACAUUCGGAGCCCGGAGGAGACACCCAGCCGCUCCACUGUUCUAACUACGAGGCAGCUGAUUGUACACCGGGGACUGGCUGUUGCAGCUGCCGUCGCUGUUUUGGUGGUAGGAAUCGUGGUACGGUGCUUUACUAUCGCCGAUUGAGUGCCUCGGUUUUUGGCGCAGGGGAGAAACGGAAGAGCCCCAUCAACAAAGCAAGAAGCAGGAAAGGCAGGGAGCUGGAGACGGUGCGUCGUCCUUUAAGUCGUCCAACCAUGGGCUGAGAUGCCGGUGGAAUUUGAAUUCUGUCCCUGCAAAACCCCAAACUGGCACUUCCUUACGAUCACUGGACACCAGGAAGUUGUGUGGGGAGUCCUCUGUGGGGAGCCAGUUUGGUGUAGUGGUUAAAUGUAUGGACU
Molecule: messenger RNA, 2120 nt
Organism: Gekko japonicus
Lineage: Eukaryota; Metazoa; Chordata; Lepidosauria; Squamata; Gekkonidae
Product: multidrug and toxin extrusion protein 1-like
Exons: 17
Coding region: 118-1866 (582 amino acids)
Biological process (GO): xenobiotic detoxification by transmembrane export across the plasma membrane
Cellular component (GO): membrane
Molecular function (GO): antiporter activity; xenobiotic transmembrane transporter activity
Source: RefSeq, a predicted model, not a curated record